AUGCCUUUUGAUGCUCCAUCUUCUACAGGCACGGCCUCCUUGCCCAUGCGGGAAGUGUCUCUGGUCAGCAAGCGCGCUCAGAUACGCGGAGCAAUCAGCGCCUUGUUUGCGGGCAUGGUGACCGGGCUGCUCUGUCAACGACUUCUGCGCGUUCCAUCCAAGUAUAUACUGGCGAAUUCUUUGCGUGAGUGGCUGUGCGCGUGGCAUUGAGGAAGAGAGCUGUCAAAUGGUGCUCACUCGACACAUCACCCCGGCGCACACAUGCAGUUGCUGCAGGCACAGCAGGCUACAUUUCCGCCCGAUCUGAGCUUCGAGAUGGUCUAUCAGAGCUGGAGAGAUCCAUCGCUCUUCAAAGAGGUCACUCGCCCAAUCUGCCAAAAUUGCAAGUCGGACAGCAGCCCAACGAUGACCAGGCUUCUGCAAAUGAGUGGAGCGCGGCAAAUGAGACGAGGUUCGAGGCGGGAGCGGGAGGAAUGAGCGAGUUUGUAGACAGGUAUGCUACUACAAGAGGAGAUCAUUGA
Molecule: messenger RNA, 521 nt
Organism: Ceraceosorus bombacis
Lineage: Eukaryota; Fungi; Basidiomycota; Exobasidiomycetes; Ceraceosorales; Ceraceosoraceae
Source: the annotation of a GenBank genome assembly